This is a messenger RNA of Hypanus sabinus (Atlantic stingray), 2142 nucleotides long. Its product is annotated as myocardin-like. Gene Ontology annotation, biological process: smooth muscle cell differentiation; cardiac muscle cell differentiation. The annotation marks the transcript as partial. The transcript is spliced from 11 exons. Lineage: Eukaryota; Metazoa; Chordata; Chondrichthyes; Myliobatiformes; Dasyatidae. The record is from RefSeq and is a predicted model, not a curated record.
GCUUGGGAAAUUGCUGGUCUCCCACUAAAAAAAACCCUGCCCAGGUUUGCACUGGAAUCUUUCCAAGGUGCAAAUCCAUGAUCUGUCGAGACUAAUGGAGGCCUACAGUAUGUGCGUGUUUGUGAGUGUGCAAGUGAGAGUAUGUGUGUGAGUGUGCUUGUUUCUGACUAUGUUUGUGUAUGCCUGUUAGUGUGAUUGUGUGUGCGUGUGACUGGGAGAGUGUGCUUGAGUGAGUGUGAGUGUAUGAGUCUAUGUGUGAGGUUGUGUGUGUGAGUUUAAGUGAGUGUGUUUGUGACUAUGUGUGUGAGAGUGUGGUGAACUAUGUGCCUGUCGGGACACGCCCCUGCUGACUGCUCCUGUGGCUCCUCCCACAGGCCCCUGUAUAAAGGCGAUCUGAGGCCUGACGCUCGGCCUCAGUCUCCAGGACAUAUUAUGAUGGACACUCACUCCUGGUUCCUUCUCCCAGUCAAUAAAAGCCGAUAUCUCGCCUUACGUCUCAGUAAUGAGGGUUCUCUCAAGCACAAGAGACACAGCCCUCCCCUGCACCCCGACCUUGUGCAGACAGACAUCCUAGAAGGUGUUGUCCCAGAUACGACCAACACAAAGCGGAAGAAGACUGAUGACUUUGGUGAAGUGGUUCUCAGCGCUCCAGAGCUGGGGGAACAGAAGAACCCUCCCCGCUGCCCCGUGGAGGGAAAGGGCCUCACAGCCAGCAAAUGGCAAAUUGCGGACAGCGAGGACCGGUCAUCCAGAAUGGAGGACAGGGGAGUGAGGCACGUGUUGCCCCGGCAACCGGGACACUACCACUGCCAGGAAACAGAGUUGCCAUCUCAGCAGCUGAGUGGCCAAAUCACCAGCAGCUCUGGGCAGUCACCGCAGGGUUCACCACGUGCGGCAGCAUUGUGUUUGGAGCGGGGAGGAGUUACACCCCAGGGUGGAGCAGUGUGCGAGGUGUCAGCCGGGCAGGACCAGCAUACAGACCUGACCGCCCCCACGAUACAGACUCCAGCUGUUACCACGGUCCUCCACAGUGGGCCCGAUGUCUACCGGUCCCAGCGGCCAAAGAGGGUAAAGGAUGGCAAGCCAAAGGUCCGGAAGUUGAAGUACCAUCAGUACGUGCCACCAGACCAGAAGACAUGUGAGGGUCCGGUGGCGAUGGAUGCUGCGUUCUUACGCCUGCUCCGUCAGCAACAACUCUACCUGCAGCUGCAGAUACUGAGCCAGCAGCAGACGCCGGCUUCUCCCCUGGCCAUCCAUGCCGCAGGCCUGGUUCCCGAUGGCAUUGUGGGUUUCGCCAGAGCGCUUCCCCCUCAGCUGCCUUUUGUCCACCUGUCAACAGUACCCAAGAGCCCGACAGCUGUAACGGUACCCUGUUCUCCCCGGCCUGAACUAUUGCCUUCCAACCUGGACGACCUGACGGUGUCGGAGCUAAGGCAACAGCUGAGGAAACGUGGCCUGCCUGUUUCUGGCACGAAACCUGCCCUGCUUGAACGGCUGAAACCCUACCAGCUAUCGGGGCCAAAGAUGGCACCCCUGCCCUUGACCUGCAGGCCGCAAUCACCCCCAUCCACGGUCCGGCCAGCUCUCUUAGAGAAACAGAAGGUGAUUGAGAGGCUAACGUGGAAACUCAGGCAGGAGCACCCACCAACACUGGCUUCCCACCAACCCACCGUUCUUGGACCAGCGUUGGAGAGUCUCCCUUCCCCCAAAAACAACAUUCUUCUCCCCUCCGUCACUGAUGCCGGUCUCUUAUCUCCCCAGCCACGGCCACAGGAAGGAAACCUGAUACAGCCACAGGACGGCAGCCUGUGUAAUCCCUCAGAGAUGCAGAACGCUUCUCCGGAUUUCUCCCUCUCUUCAGCCAGUCUGCACUCAUUUUUCCCCAUGGAAGAGGUGGACUUUGAGUCUGAUUUCCAGGGGAACUUUGAUCGAGAGAGCUUCCUCUCAUCAGCACUGGGGUCAGACAGCAGGGACCUUGGCUUCCUGGGAGCCCCAAGGAGCACGGACACGGGGAAAUUCCAGACUCUGGAGGACGAACUGACACAGGCUAUCCGGAGUGCAGAGCUCUCACAAAGCCUGUCCAUCGAGGAGAUCCUGAACGAGCCACUCGGGAAGACCGGUGUGUGUGCAACUGGGAAAAGA